CACGUUGCUUGCUUCCCCGGACGGAUACCGCGAGAGUAUGCUCGGCCGCAGUUCGUCUGUAUUGCGGUGAAUGCAACUGUACGAGCGGCGCCUUCUCGCCAAUUCAUUCAAUUCCAGCAACCCAAAAAACAGAGGACAGGAGGCGGUCUGCGCUUUUACAUUGAACGGAGGACGACCACCUCUUUCUUACGGCUCUGCAAGCUUCCCUUUUAAAUUGCGACACAUACUGCUUUGGAAGAAACCAGCCUGAAACCUUGAACAAAGACUGUUGACAUCUAGUGGAAGCCAUAGGAAUUGCAAUCAGAUCACAAAAACAAAAAACAUUCUGGGCUCUGACACCUGCUCGUAGGACAUUGAAACUUUGGCAAAGAGCUGCAUCGCGCCACUGACCGCCCAGAGACGCAUAAAAGCAGAGAGAACUACAGAGAAGUAGCUUCCAGCUCUCACCCCUUUCACACGGCCACUGAAGAAGAGCCACAGAGUGCGCCAAUACUACACAACGGACAACAAAGGGAAAACAGGUGGAGCCGGAGCUCGGCAGCCCCGGCAGAAGCUCUUCACCAUGGACGUGGAUGAAGAGGAGAACAUGAGUUCGAGCAGCACCGACGUAAAGGAAAACCGUAACCUGGACAACGUCUCCUCCAAAGAGGGGGAGGCUGUAGCUGAGCAGCUCCCCAACGGCAGUGGCGGGGGCAGCAGGAAGCGCCCCUUAGAGGAGGGAAACAAUGGCCACACGCACUCCAAGUUCCGGGCCAAGAAGCGUAAGAAAACGCCAGGCCCGGUUCUACCCAAGAAUGCCCUUAUGCAGCUGAAUGAAAUUAAGCCGGGGCUGCUGUAUAAGCUGCUAUCUCAAACGGGUCCAGUCCACGCUCCCGUGUUUGUCAUGACCGUCGAGGUCAAUGGGCAGCUGUUCGAGGGCUCAGGUCCCACCAAGAAGAAGGCCAAGCUGAAUGCAGCAGAGAAGGCACUGCGCUCCUUUGUCCAGUUCCCCAACGCCUCCGAAGCGCACCUGGCUAUGGGCCGGACACUGACAGUCAACACAGACUUCACAUCUGACCAGGCCGACUUCCCGGACAUGCUCUUCAACGGGUUUGAGACGCCCGCACCGCCCGAGGACUCCUUUUACCUGGGCUCCAAUGGCAGCGGCUGCUUAAACUCGCUGGGAGAGUACUCCAUGCCUUCCACCCCAGGUGCUAACUUAGCCCAGGCCCUGUUGCCCCCUCCCUCAUCCUUCACUUCGCCCUCGAGCGGCAAGAACCCUGUCAUGAUCCUCAAUGAGCUGAGGCCGGGCCUCAAGUAUGACUUUUUGUCCGAGAGCGGCGAGAGCCAUGCAAAGAACUUUGUCAUGCAGGUGUCGGUGGACUCACAGCAGUUCGAGGGCUCUGGACGAAACAAGAAGCUGGCCAAGGCCCGGGCCGCCCAGGCAGCCCUCUCAGCCCUCUUCAACAUGCAGCUGGACCAGACGCCCUCCCGACAGCCCAUCCCCAGAGAGGGACUGCAGCUCCACCUACCCCAGGUCCUCGCCGACGCGGUCUCUCGCCUGGUUGUGGACAAGUUCAGCGAGCUGACAGACAACUUCACCUCCCCCCACGCGCGGCGGAAAGUCCUGGCAGGGGUCGUCAUGACAACAGGCACGGACGUGAAAGAGGCCCAGGUGAUCUGUGUCUCCACGGGCACCAAGUGCAUCAACGGCGAGUACAUGAGCGACCGCGGCUUGGCGCUCAACGACUGCCAUGCAGAGAUUAUCGCCCGCCGCUCACUCAUCCGGUACCUCUACGCCCAGCUGGAGCACUUCCUAAGCAGCAACAAGGAGGAGCAGCAGAAGUCCAUAUUCACGCGCUGUGACAAGCGUGGCUACCGACUAAGGGACAAUGUUCUGUUCCACCUCUACAUCAGCACCUCGCCCUGCGGAGACGCACGCAUCUUCUCACCGCACGAGGCCGGCAUGGAAGACCAAGGAGACCGACACCCUAACCGGAAGGCACGGGGCCAGCUGAGGACUAAAAUAGAGUCUGGGGAGGGGACCAUUCCCGUGAGGACCAGCAACACCAUCCAGACAUGGGACGGGGUGCUGCAGGGAGAAAGGCUGCUCACCAUGUCUUGCAGUGACAAGAUCGCAAGAUGGAACGUGGUGGGCAUCCAGGGCUCUCUGAUGAGCUACUUCACGGAGCCCAUCUACUUCUCCAGCAUCAUCCUGGGCAGCCUGUACCAUGCCGACCACCUCUCCCGGGCUAUGUACCAGCGCAUAGCCGACAUCGAGGACCUGCCCCAACAGUUCAGCCUCAACAGGCCUCUACUGAGCGGCAUCAGCAACGCAGAGGCGAGGCAGCCGGGCAAGGCACCCAAUUUCAGCGUGAACUGGGCGGUGGGCGACCUGGCGCUGGAGGUCAUAAAUGCUACCACGGGCAAAGAUGACAUGGGGCGCGCCUCGCGCCUCUGCAAGCACGCCCUCUACAGCCGCUGGGUUCGCCUGCAUUCCAAGCUGUCAUCCACACUGAGGAUCAAGGUGUCCAAGCCCAGCUCGUACCACGACGCCAAGCAGGCGGCGGUGGAGUACCACAACGCCAAGCAGACUCUCAUCAAGGUCUUCCACAAGUCGGGCCUGGGGGCCUGGGUGAAGAAGCCCAUCGAGCAGGACCAGUUCUCCCUCAACUCCUGAUUAGGGGGUUAGGGGAACCUCAUAACCCAACCCACUGCACCCCAAACCCCUCUCUAGGCCUGAGAAAGAGGCUCUUCAAAAUUACCAGCCACUGAGACUUUGUGUCUGUGUGUGUGUGUGUCUGCGUGCGUGUGUACCUCGUGCAUGCAUGUGUGUGUGUGUGUGUGUAUGUCUGUCUUGAGUGUUUCUGAGAAAUAACGCAUGUGGUUCUGGCCACCUCCCUCCGUCCCAAUCACUCUGCUCUCGUUCCUCAUGGCUGUGAUGUCAUCACUCUGUAAAACUUUCUUUUUUUUAAAUCGAUGGUACUCGAUGUUCAAUCUGCCCAUCUAAUCACGAAGUCUUGCCAUUUUUAACUGGAAUCCUUUUUAGUCAUUGUUGUUUUAUUUGCAAGACUUUACAUGAAGUUGUUCAUACACCAUGUAGUUACUAUAAACUUAUUUCUGUAACCAGAAUGUAGAAUGUACAACGAUUCUAUUUCUACUAUUCAGUUAAAUGUAAUCACACUAGUAUAAACCCAAAUGCCAUGUGACUUUUUAACCUAUUGUAGAAUUGUACCUUUUUAAUGUCUUAUUUCAUUACAAUAUAGCCCCUUUAUUAUAAGCACGUAUGAUAUUAUGCUAAAUGCAAAUCCAAAAUGUUGGUUACAGUCAUUCAGUCAUUAUUCAUUUGAAAUCUCUUCUUUUGGUCCCGUUACAUCUUAUUUAUUUAUUUGUUGGCAUUUUUGGUCAUUCAAUUACAUUCCCAUUCCGUACUUGAACAUUGAGCCCUGGUGGAGGCUGUCGACGAUUCCCCUCGAGUCCUUUGACCUGGGGGGGUUGAGGAGAGUUGUGGAUGUGCUGCACGUUUUUUCUUGUUGAAGUAAGCCAUGGCUUUGCAUGGGAAUGGUGUCAGAGUUCGGCGAGUUGAUUCGGUAGAGAACCACCAGGGAUCUGCUCGAGUGAUUUAUUUAUUUUUUUCUUCCCCCCCUGCACAUGGAGCUUUGAAUCAUGUUUCUCUCUUUAAUGUGUUUGUUUUGUUUCCUGGAGGGGGCUUGGUUUUUUAGUAUUGCAACUUUGGACUUUUUUUGUGUUUGAGAGAUGGAUUAUACUGCAACUGAAUAAUGACAGGAAUUCAGUAUUUCUAUCAAUGACACUGCAUAGGGGCUACAUUACACCUCCUUCAUAAGCAUAAUCCUCAUGGACAUUAUGCAUCCAUGCCCUGGGCAUUUAUAAAUGCUUAUGUCAACAACCUCGGAUCGAUAGGUCAUGGUCCUUGCCACACAAUACAAGUCUGGUGACAUAACACAUCUUAUGUCAAUCUGGGGUUGUUGUAAAGGUGUAAAGUAGGCCAUAUGGCAUGUAAUUCAUAGAGAGCUGGGAAAUGCAUGUCUCCAAGAGCUUAUGUCGUCAUUUAAACAACUCUUGUAAGCAACACGAUUGUUGAUUGCUCAUUGUGUGAGUAAACUUCCAAGGGAACACAAAGAAACGCAUGAGAGAUUUUACAAAGUUGAGUUUGGUAACACCCACCCACUCAAUGACCAAUCCGUGUUUUCUCAAUCCAAGUCCUAUUGGUCCGAUUCCCUGGGUGUUCUGUAAGCCCUCUUCCCCAUCCUCUCCCAUGUGUUCAUCUUUUCUAUUUCAACUAUUUCUACAACAUGAUAAACUCUGGAUGCCAGUAAUGACAACUUUCUAAUGUAUUAUCUGUGUGCUCUCCCUUAUAGGCUGGUCAUAUACCUCUAAUAUCAGCAUUGUACAUGGCCAGUGACAAACCACAAUGUAAACGGACACACUGCAAAGGAAUGAUUAGGUAUUCUUUAAGUUGGUGUAUUUUUAUAUCUGAUAUAUUUGGUUCAAAACAGCAGGGGAGGUGCUUGGAGUCCCAGCAGUGUGCGUAUUGUAUGUACACUACAUGACCAAAAGUAUGUGGACAAUGGCUCGGCGAACAUCUCAUUUCAAAAUCAUGGGCAUUAAUAUGGAGUUGGUCCCCCCUUUGCUGCUAUAACAGCUUCCACUCUUUUGGGAAGGCUUUCAACUAGAUGUUGGAACAUUGCUGCAGGGACUUUCUUCCAUUCAGCCACAAGAGCAUUAGUGAGGUUGGGCACUGAUGUUGGGUGAUUAGGCCUGGCUCGCAGUCAGCAUUCCAAUUCAGCCCAAAGGUGUUUGAUGGGGUUGAGGUCAAGGAUCUGUGCAGGCCGGCCUAGUUCUUCCAUACCGAUCUCAACAAACCAUUUCUGUAUGGACCUCGCUUUGUGCAUGGGGGUAUUGUGAUGCUGAAACAGAAAAGGUCUUUCCCCAAACUGUUGCCACAAAGUUGGAAACACAGACUCGUCUAUAUUGUCAUUGUAUGCUGUAGCGUUAAGAUUUCCCUUCACUGGAAGUCUGGAACUAAGGGACCUAGCUUGAACCAUGAAAAACAGCCCCAGACCAUUAUUCCUCCUCCAUCAAACUUUACAGUUGGCACUAUGCAUUGGGGCAGGUAGCGUACUCCUGGCAUCCACCAAACCCAGAUUUGUUCAUUUGACUGGCAGAUGGUGAAGCGUGAUUCAUCACUCCAGAGAACGAGUUUCCACUGCCCCAGUCCAACGGCGACGAGCGUUACUCCACUCCAUCUGACGCAGACUGAUGAUGUUAGGCUUGUAUGCGGCUGCUCGGCCAUGGAAACCCCCCCAACAAAGUUAUUGUGUUGACGUUGCUUCGAGGGGCAGUUUGGAACGUGGUAGUGAGUGUUGAAACCGAGGACAGUCCCGUUCUGUGAGCUUGUGUUCGCAGUUGUUGUUGCUCAGAUAUUCCCACUUCACAAUGACAGCACUUACAGUUGACCGGGGAAGCUCUAGCAUGGAAGGAAUUUGACGUACCGACACGUUUGAAAGGUGGCAUGCUAUGACGGUGCCACGUUGAAAGUCACUGAGCUCUUGAGUAAGGCCAUUCUACUGUCAAUGUUUUUUGUCUAUUGAGAAUGCAUGGCUGUGUGUUUGAUUUUAUACACCUGUAAGGAACUGGUUUGGCUGAAAUAGCCCGAAUCCACUAAUUUGAAGUGAUGUCCACAUACUUUUGUGUGUAUAUAGUGGAUGUCUAGAGUAAGGAGAUUGUGUGACACUGCUCGAUAAAUGUCAUAAAUGAGAUUGCUGUGGAAUCUGCACCAAAGAUGAUGUCCUUGUGUGUUUUUCUCACAAAUGUCUUUGAGCAACAACAAAGGAAAAGGGGGAAACAUUUUUAAAAACAUGUUUCGCACAAACCAAUUGCUGGGUAUAAUAUUGCAAUGUUUUUGUACUUUCAUUUUAUCAAUGUAUUUUUUUUAUUUGUAUAAAAUGAUGGGUUGUAAUUCUGUUGUAUUCCAGCUUUGUUGUGGAAUCUUUCUUGUCGGGCUCUUUCGGUAUUUCUGUAGCUGUCGAUUAUCAAGGUGUUAUUAUUGUGAACCUCUGUUCUAUUGCUAUGGAAAUGAUGCGUAUAGCAAUAUACUGGUUAAAAAUGUGAUGCCUGUGCAACUCUUCUUCCUUCACUAUCUAGUUCUUGUUCUCCCUCCAUGAAACUGCGGGGAUGUAUUUGAUUUGUUUUUAGUCUUUCAUUUGAACUCUUAAAGGUCCAAUGCAGCCUUCUUUUUUAAAUCUUAAAAUCAAAUAAUUUCUGGGUAAUAAUUUAAGUACCUUUUUGUGGUUAUUUUUCAACCACCAGCUAGUUUAAAAAAAAUAAACAAAAAUAGUGUAUUAGCAAAGAGAGGUUUUUUAAGCAAGAAUCUUGCUAGGACUGUCUGGGAGUUGUCUGAGUGGUGCGGGGAAAACUCGCUGUUAUUGGCAGAGAGGUUUGGAACUCUUAUUGGUCUAUUAACUAACUUGCCGCCUGUUGACAUCACCAGGCAGGCCAAAACUACAUCUCACCAAAACAGGCAGAAAUUGUAGGCAGUCUUUAAACCGCUCUAAUACUUAAAGGGUAUUAUCAGCAUUUUCACAAUUUCACAGUAUUAUUCCAACCUCAGUGUGGAAAUAUAUAUAAAACACGGAAAAUCUUGUUUUUGACUGUACUGGGCCUUUAAAAAAAACCUUGUUCCUGUUCCUUCACUGCAACGGCCAGAGAUGUGCUACUGAUUGUUGAGCAAAUGUCCUGUGUCGCUGUGUCCUUGUGAUACACGUAUGUUUUGACACGUCUCUGAAAGGCCUCUUUACCUCAUACCUCUGCAGUCACAUUGUGACCCCCCCCCCCCUCCCGAAAAGAUCCAGGUCAUGAGCAAUAUGUCCCCCAACGCCCCCUUUAAUGAGGCCCCUGGAGGAACGGGACCAGAAAGAAAGUCCCCCCCCCCUCUGUUUCCCCCUUCAUCGUGCUCUCUUUUAAAACUGACUGUUUGAAACUUCUUCUUUUUAAAGCCUGCCUGCUUCUCCAUAGUAUGGUUCUUAUUUUUUGGACUGCACUAAAGAUGUCAAUUGAUGAUGUCAUGACACAAACCGUCCCCCAAAAUGGACAGGUCGGAACUAUUUGCAAGAAACUGAACUGCUUCCCUAUGACCGAGUGCUCCCAGUGGUCUAUAAUCCCCUUCGGUCGGCCGUCCUGACCGCCUUGUGAUUAUUUGGUGACUGUUCAGUGGUCCACUCGGGGUGGUCAGAGGACUCUUCUACUCUCCUCUCACCCCACAUCCGCUGUGCAAUCUCCACCUGGACAACCAUCUUGCAUGUGCUCCCACACUGAAGCUGCACCUAAAGCAUGAAGACAUACUUUUAAAGUACUCUUAUGUAGAAAAGAACCCUGAUAAAUAGAUAUAUAAAAUGAAGAAAAAUAAUAAUAAAGGAGACCUUAGUUUAC
This is a messenger RNA of Oncorhynchus masou masou (cherry salmon), 7428 nucleotides long. RefSeq names its product double-stranded RNA-specific editase 1-like. The transcript has 14 exons. Lineage: Eukaryota; Metazoa; Chordata; Actinopteri; Salmoniformes; Salmonidae. Gene Ontology annotation, cellular component: nucleolus; cytoplasm. Gene Ontology annotation, molecular function: double-stranded RNA binding; tRNA-specific adenosine deaminase activity; double-stranded RNA adenosine deaminase activity. The coding region runs from base 563 to 2659 and encodes 698 amino acids. Gene Ontology annotation, biological process: adenosine to inosine editing; RNA processing. The record is from RefSeq and is a predicted model, not a curated record.